Anguilla rostrata (American eel) is the source of this 3441-nucleotide messenger RNA. RefSeq names its product uridine-cytidine kinase-like 1. The record is from RefSeq and is a predicted model, not a curated record. Gene Ontology annotation, cellular component: cytoplasm. Bases 528 to 2054 code for a protein of 508 amino acids. The transcript is spliced from 14 exons. Gene Ontology annotation, molecular function: kinase activity; ATP binding. Lineage: Eukaryota; Metazoa; Chordata; Actinopteri; Anguilliformes; Anguillidae.
UGAACCUUUGAGAAGCUCUCUCUCUCUCUCUCUCUCUCUCUCUCUCUCUCUCUCUCUCUCUCUCUCUCUCUCUCUCUCUCUCUCUCUCUCUCUCUCUGUGCGCUGUGGGUAAUAAAGUAGCGUGUUGUUGCUGUGACGUUACAGCAGAAGCUGCUCAACUGCUAUUAGUGACUCUCUUUAGUCUGGGAGUAAGCUUAUCCUCUUCUGAUAGUUGGCAGAGCAACAAUCUUAAACAAAAGAAACAAAAAAACAAACAAAAACAAAGCAAAAUAAGAGGCAGUUAGAAGAAGCGUUCUCCUCUUCCUGCGGAGGAGAGCCACUUUGUGUGUGUGUGGAACAUUUGGAGAAGCAUAGCCUCUUUGAGUGAUACUGGUGUGUGUUUGUGUAAAAUAUUGGAAGUGGUGCAGUGCCAGCAGUCAUACCCGUUUGGGUCUUUGGCAGUGCGGGGCCAGGGAGGUAGGUGUGCCAGGUGCUGUGAUAUUAUAAGCUGAAGGCACUGACUGAAGCCAGAGUAGGGGCUCCUCACCAUGGCCUCUCAGCCCGUGUAUUCAGGAGCCAGAAUAUUGGGGCGUUGGUCUCUGAAUGCAGAGGGCAGUGGGAGCAGUGAGGAGGCUUUGGACCGGCUCCUGCUGCCCGUUAGCGCCCCCCGCAGGAAGAGCAGCAGCCUGGGCACACCGGAGCCGCCCCUCCUGCGCACCAGCACCAGAACCAUCUACACCGCCGGCCGGCCGCCGUGGUACAACCAGCAGGGCGCUCAGUCCAAGGACGCCUUCGUCAUCGGACUCUGUGGUGGCAGUGCUUCAGGGAAGACCACAGUGGCCAAUAAGAUCAUUGAGGCUUUGGGUGUACCUUGGGUGGUGUUGCUGUCCAUGGACUCCUUCUACAAGGUUCUUUCUCCAGAAGAGGAGGCACUGGCUGCUAGUAAUGACUACAAUUUUGACCACCCAAAUGCCUUUGACUUUGACCUGCUGGUGCAGACGAUUUGCAAGCUCAAACAGGGCAAGAGUGCGAAGAUACCGGUGUAUGACUUCACCACACAUGGCCGACAGAAAGAGUGGCUCCUGGACAUGAAGAUCUUUGUAGACGCGGACUCUGAUAUCCGAUUGGUCCGCAGGCUACGCAGAGAUAUUACAGAGAGGGGGCGAGACAUUGAGGGCGUUAUCAAACAGUACAACAAGUCUGUGAAACCUGCCUUUGAGCAGUACAUCGAACCAACCAUGCGCUUGGCUGAUAUCGUAGUGCCACGUGGGGGUGAUAACAUGGUGGCCAUUGACCUGAUUGUGCAGCAUGUCCAUAGCCAGCUGGAGGAGCGGGAGCUCAGCGUCAGGUCAGUCCUGGCCUCUGCUCACCAGGCCCAGCCUCUUCCUCAGACUCUCAGUGUGCUGGAGAACACGCCCCAGGUCAGGGGCAUGCACACCUUCCUCAGGGAUAAGGAAACCACCCGUGAUGAGUUUAUCUUUUACUCCAAGAGACUGAUGCGCCUGCUAAUUGAGCAUGCUCUUUCUUUCCUGCCCUCCCAGACCAGCACAGUGCAGACUCCACAGGGUCAGGACUAUGAGGGGCGGCGCUUCUGUGGGAAGGGGAUUACGGGCGUGUCCAUCCUCCGUGCAGGAGAAACCAUGGAACCUGCCCUCAGGGCUGUCUGCAAGGAUGCGAGGAUUGGAAAAAUCCUGAUUCAGACGAAUCAGGACUCAGGAGAACCGGAGCUGCACUACCUGCGCCUGCCCAAAGACAUCAGCGAGGAUCACGUCAUCCUGAUGGACUGCACAGUGUCCACUGGCGCUGCCGCCAUGAUGGCUCUGCGUGUUUUACUGGACCAUGACGUGGAAGAGGGCAGGAUCCUGCUGGUGUCUCUGCUGAUGGCGGAGAUGGGGGUGCACUCAGUGGCCUACGCCUUCCCCCAGGUCAAGAUCAUCACCACCGCCAUCGACAAGAGCGUGGACGAGCUCUUCCACAUCAUCCCUGGCAUGGGGAAUUUUGGGGAUCGCUAUUUUGGUACGGACGCCCUGCCAGACAGGAGUGAUGAGGAGGGGCUUGGUGAGGCCAGUUACUGACAGCAGAAGGAUCCAAGGGCAACGAAUCAAAGCGCAGAAUGCAGGGACGUCCCCCCAUUCCCUUUGCCUCUCCAGCCAAUACAGUCUCAGAGAUUCGUAUAGAGACCCAGGACUUUAGCCCCCCAGCCACAGACUGCUCCCUGAACACAGCAGUACAGCUACAACAGGAACUCCUUAUCAGCACACCAUGACAGCCAUGCUUAUAAAACAUGUUAAUAGAUUAGUGCAGCUGUUUACAUGUGUUGAUACAUAUGUAUGUGUUACAUGUGUACAUAUGUUUGAUUAGAGGAAGGAUUUUUCAAAAAAUGAGUGAAAUGGGGAAAAGUGUGAAAUGGGGAACAAAAUACUUUUAUUUUUGUUUUAUUUAUUUAUUUAUAUAUUUUUGAAUAUUUGUGAAAAUAGUAUGUGUAUGAAAUACAAUAUUGACUUGGUGCAACAUUUUUAAUAUGACAGAAUGUGUCCAUAUAUAGGCCACUGGAUUUGAAUACCGUAUCAACAAACAAUGAAAAAGCCUUUUAUAUAGUUUCUUUUUAAUAUUUAAUGUGUUCUGUGUUAAUAACUGUUCGCAUAGAGUUUCAUAUUAAUGAAUACCUCAUAUGAACCUAGCAAAUGAAAUACAACAGUUGUUUGUGAGUAGGAAGGUGAAUUGUUGUGAGGGCCACUUUACUGGAAAGUUGCGUGGGCAGACUUCUUUCUGUAGCUCUUUGGUCUUUGGUCCCCUUUGCUGAAAGCUGAUUGGCCACAUUGUUAAAGCAUACAGAGAUGAGUAUCUCAUCAGAAGUUCAUAAGAGUUAUGAAUGUUUAGACCCUCAUCCCUGCAGUGCUGUUUCAAUACAAACACAUGCACUGACUACGGCAGUUGUCUGUCAAUGUGCAUGAUGUUCCCUUUGCAUGCCAUUGUAUGUUGUGAGAGAGAGAGAGAGAGAGAGAGAGAGAGAGACUGGAGGGGUGUACAACUUAAGGACUUGGUGCUAUUGUACAGGACAAUACAGUGAACCUGUGUAGAAGCAGUCUGCUCUACACUAGUGUUAGUAUUUCAGUAUGCGCCCCCACCACCACCACCACACACACACAGUAAAGAUCCUCAGAUUGAAGGCAUGAGUUGUUAUAUUCUCUCUCUACAGGAUGCAGGCAGACCUUACCUUCAGGGUCAGCCCUAUGCCCAUGUGCUGUUUUUACCAUAUAUGGCAGCAGUGUGCUACCAGCAGACCCUGCUGGAAACUUUUGUGGUGGUCGCACCGGUGGAUACACGUGCUCCUCUGAUUUCUUACAAACAAUCAGAACAUAUUCAGCAACUGUUCCGCUGUGUAUUUUUAAUACUGUUAUUUAUAUUUGUUGAAUACUAAGGUAAAAAGGUGUGAAUAAAAUUUUAUGCAAUGGUCAAAAA